GAGGCGUGGUUGUUUGAAGCUUUCAAUUGUGGAGGUGGCACUACGGUUUUUGAUCAUGGUAGUGCGACCGAGCCCAUCAAAGAUGAAGAGGAGCUGUUUGAAUCUUCGCCGGAGGAAGCAGAGUGUUUCCAUUCUUCAAAUGAAGAAGAGGAAUGUUUCCCCACUUCUGGAUCAGGCGAGUGUGUUUUUGGCUCGGACUCUGAAGUGGAUCAGUGCGCGGACACACCUCCUGCUACAAAGCGUGCACGCUAUGCAGAUAGGAGGCCUGAGCAUUAUAUGUUUGCAGGGUCCGAAGUCUGCAAAGGGGCACUGGCCCGUCUCAUUGGAGUCGGAAACUCGACGCUUGGGAAACUUCGUAGAGGCGAAGCAGUGUUCACCAAUUCCUCCAGGCCACGCCUGCCCAGGCACCCGAUGUUCAAGUUCACAAUCAGGGGCGGAGAGCAAGCUCUGUGGCAGAACGUGGUGAUGUGGUUUUGGUAUAUAUACCAUCGCUUUGCAGAAGUGAUGCCCACUGGCUUCGCUGUGCCAGGUGAAAGAGUGCCCGAGUCUCCGUUUCCUGAGAAAGAAGACAAAGACACUGAUUUGGGCGCUGUCCGCUACCUUCCCCACACUAGUCGAACGGAGUUGUACUGGGAUUAUGUCGCAUAUUGCGAAAGCAAGGGAGAGCGUGCAGCAUCCCACAGUCAGUUUUUUCGAGUUUGCAAUCCCAUCCUCAAACCGGGGGCUCGCGAGGGGCAUCUAAGAUUCAGAAAGGAGGGGGAUCACGCUCAGUGUGAUCAAUGUUAUUCCCUCCGGCAAAAGAUUGCCGCAGCAAAGACUACAGAGGCCAAAGCUUCAGCUCAGCGAGACCAUCAGCGCCAUGUCAUCGCUCAAUGGCUGGACAGACAAAUUUAUUGGUCGUUUAGAUCACUCAGUCAGGCUGCUUUUGAGGCAAUGGCUCAGAUGGGAAGCAGGCAGGCGUUGGCAACUCUGUCAAUAUCCCAGUCAGUCAUGACUUGCAUGGCUGACGGGAUGGACCAAGCGAAGUACAAAUGUCCAAGGAUUCGAGGUCGCUUUUCAAAGACCUUUACAAAGCUCUGGCGUCCUUCCUUGCACGUCAGUGCACAAGCCGCGAUCAUAAGCCGACAUGAGUUUAGCACACCGCUAGAAGUUGUGGAGCUGAUGGAUUCUUCCUUUAGACCAGCUUUGAGCGGAGAACUUCACCGAAAGAAAGCCAAACCGGUUAAAGUUCGGGCGGUAGCUUCGAAGCUGGACGAAGUGGCUGAGUGGAAAGCCUGGGGACAGUUGCGGUUCUGCUUGAGAAUGGACUGCGAUCCUUCUUCCUUUGGCCGUUGUCAAGUGGAAGAAUUGUCUGGCCAUGUGCCCCACGGUUCAGAUGUUUUGGUUUUCAUCAAGAAGUGGAUGGCAGACCCGGAGCCCGUUCGAGUGAUUUGCUUGGUACCUGCCAGAGUUUGCCUUGAGUUGAGGAACGCUUUCCAGCAGCCAGUUGGAAAUCAAAACAGACGAGCAAUUGGAGAGCAAGUUCGCCAGAACAUCCAAACCUACGCACCGCAAUGCUGCAGGCAGAAGAGCAUUCACCCAGAUGCCUUGGCUUACCUCACUCAAUGGGUGGAUGGGACGCUGCAAAAAUUCGUGGUAAAGUUCCUUUGCGAGAACGAACCCUUCAAGCAGAAGUAUUUGGCAAACGCGUUUGGUGAGCCACUCUUGUUCGCGGACAUGACUGAGUUGGGAAGUGGUUGGGCCCGAGACUACAGAAGCGGAGAGUACAAGCAUGUGCAACUUUGCUUGGUGGGGUACCCAUGCAAAUCGCUCUCUAUGCAGAAUCAUUCUGCCAAGUCCUUCAGGGAUGAGAGCAGCACUUCCGGCAGAGGGUACCAGAGUAUGAUGCGCUUCGUUGACUACGCUCGUCCGACUAUCCUUUGCGCUGAAAACGUAGCUGCAAUGCAGCACAGCAGGAAGCGAUUUGAAAAUGAAGUUCCGAUACAAAUUCAGGGGGAGGCUUUUGAGCGCAAGGGGUACGCCGCGUUUCACGAACUCCUUUGCUCCAGCCACUUCGGACUGGCGCAGCAGCGGUCUCGGGUGUGGGCGGUGUACUACAAGAAGAAGUUGGAGCCUGAGCCGAGUGGCACGCCUCAGAGCAACCCCUUGGACAUUGUCAAGUUGUUCAAGUGCAAGAGCUACGAUAUCGAGAAUUUUCUCCUCCCUCCUGGUACCAGCGAUGUUGCCCGUGGGCGCGUGAGAGCAGACCCGGCUAAGAGGAAGAGGAGCGAUUUGAAGCUCAAAAUCCGUGGAUUCCAGCUGAGUUUGACGGAGAGGGAAUUGGCGAUCCUGUCGGUCGCGGUGACGGAGUUGCAGAAUAUGGGGAAGUGUCCGUUCUCGGAGACAUACGUUAUCCAGGUCGACCCUAGGGACCAGAAUUUUUGCCGGAGCACCUACAGCCGGACCAAUCCCCGGCUGUGCCCAUGUCUCUUGCCGAAUGGCAAGUAUGUCAUCACUGGCCGCUUUACCAUUUUGACCAGUCAGGAGAAAGCGCGGCUCCAAGGAGUAGGCCGCUCUGAGUUCGACCGGUAUUCGAUGAAGAACCUGACAGCAAGCCAGCUCAGCAACAUGGCAGGGAAUGCGUUCUGUCCUCAGGUUGCGAACCAACAAAUUCCACUGAGGCCAUGUUCAAAAUUGUUCAAACAUCGUUCAAUGCUUGAGGUAAAUAGAUUGUCUUUUUGA
Messenger RNA from Durusdinium trenchii, 2721 nucleotides. Lineage: Eukaryota; Dinophyceae; Suessiales; Symbiodiniaceae. The record is from the annotation of a GenBank genome assembly.